Molecule: messenger RNA, 5104 nt
Organism: Paramisgurnus dabryanus
Lineage: Eukaryota; Metazoa; Chordata; Actinopteri; Cypriniformes; Cobitidae
Gene: lifra
Product: LIF receptor subunit alpha a
Cellular component (GO): membrane
Molecular function (GO): cytokine receptor activity; protein binding
Source: RefSeq, a predicted model, not a curated record
GUUUUUGACACACUAAACGCCAGGAGGAUACAGCGGAGAUUCUGGGAAUCCGGUCCGGUUCCUCUACUUUCGAAAUCCCAACCGGACGGACACGUGCGGCCUUUAAUACCAAUACACAUUCGGUCUGAUUUCACAUCAAUCGCGUAUUCUGUGAAUUUAACUGGAUUUGAAGACAUCGGGAUUAUGAAAAAUUCUGAGGUGUGAACGCUGAUCUCCAGGUUUUCGUUUUGCUGUGUUGUCAAUAAGAGGUUUGAUCAGGAUGGAGGUCUGGCUGACUUUUGCUCUGUUUUUGAGCCGUGGGGUCAUACAAAUUCUCGGACAAAACGGUCUGGAUGAACUUUCCGUGCCCCAAGGUUUAACACUACAGUCGGAAUUAUCAUCACAGACUUUGUCUUUAACAUGGGAAAGUGACUCACCAUUUUUCGACAUCGAGGUCUUCCACACCGAGUUAAUGAAUGUGGUGCUAAACGAGACAUUUGCAUCGAAAGCAGAUCCUGCAACAGGACAACAUGUUUGGAUGUGGCGCUCGGCAUUACCGCUGGAGUGCACCUCUCAUUCUGUGCACAUCAGAGCAAGAAAUCAACAAGCAGUUAGCCAGUGGAGCUCCCUGCAGACCAUCCCAGGCUCUGAUCUUCCAGAGAAGUCUGACUCUCAGAUGUAUCCAGAGGACAAGGUGGUUUCUGUGGGUAGUAACAUGACUUUCUGCUGUAUCAUCGGAGAGGGGAAGAGUUUCGGCAAAAUACAGUACAAAAAGCAGCAGAUUGGUGCCACACGACUGAGCAGACGGUCGUACGCCAUCACGAUAGCUAACCUGUCUGCAUCUAGAGCAACAGGAAGCAAUGUGGUCUGUAAUUCAGAAACGGUGACCGUCACAGGAACUGUGGUGUUCGUCGGCUAUCCGCCGGGCGACGAAGCGUUGGUUUGUGAAACUCGAGAUUUGACUUCUGCCGAAUGUUCUUGGAAGAAAGGACGAGAAACUCACUUGAGGACAAAGAGCAGCCGCACAAAUUACACCCUUAAUGGAAGGGACUGUUUGGAGGCUUCCAAAGGGAAGAUUUUCCAGUGUAAUUGGACAUCUUGGGAGGACAGCUGGACUCUAGUGGCCCAAAAUCCUUUAGGAAGUGUUCAGCUGAACGACUCCGCCCCACUCGCUGACCGCGUAUAUCUGUUGGCUCCGGUAAACAUGGCGGCUGUGGAUGUGAAGGCCUGGAACGUCACGCUAAAGUGGAGCUGGACUGUGGCAGCGUAUGAAAAACUGGAGAUGAUCUGCCAGCUGAAAUUCGACGGCCAUGGACUUUCAAGCUUGCGCAACUACAGCGGUACAGGUUUAUCAUCUGUGGUGUUGGACGGCUUAUGGCCUGACUUGGACUAUACUGUGUCUGUGCGCUGUGGCUCGCUGCACAAUUUUUGGAAAUGGGGAGAUAUAAGCACCCCCGUCAGUAUCCGCACAAAAAUGGAUCGCCCUGAUCCUCCAGACGUCUGGGUCUACAGGGAGAGUGAAACCACAGGACGUGUUUUGUGGAAACAUCUGUCUAAAAGUGAAAGUCACGGCACUUUGGACGGUUACGAAGUUUAUCACAACGCGUCAGAGGAAGACAGCUGGACCACAGUUUCUCCUUCUCACAAUACCUUCAGCUAUCCCAUAACACUCACCAACAGUAGUGACAUCACUGUUGCCGUGGCAGCACGAAACCCAGCUGGCCUCUCGCAGCCUUCCACCGUGACCGUACCAGCAUACAGAGCAGAUUCCCAGCUGAAGGUUUCUGAGGUGAGCGGCACAAACGGAGGAUUUGAUUUGUCCUGGCAGCCUGAUGUUAAUGUCAGCAGACGGUAUGUAGUGGAGUGGAUCCCCACCGGCUGUACCGGGCUCUGCUCCGUAGACUGGCUCAAAGUUCCUGAAUCCAACACCAGCGUCAGGGUGCAAACAGACUCUCUGGAGGCGGGCGUGCAGUACACUUUAUCUCUGUAUGCUCUCUCCGCUGGGACUACUACGGUUCUGCAGAGAUGGAACGGGUACAUCCAAGAAUUGAUUCCUGCGCAGUCGGUUGAUCUGUCAGCCAAUCAGAGCGGCUCUGAUGUUCAGUUGUCUUGGAACUCCAUUGCAAUGAAACAGCAGAGAGGAUACAUCCGCGGAUACAACAUCUACAUGGCAAACGCAGCGCACCUGGAACUUAUUGCUAAUGUAUCAGAUCCUGAGGUGCGGUCAUACAGGGUCACUGGCUUGUCUAUGGGCUCAUAUAAGUUCAUUGUGAAGGCGUACAACUCGGCAGGAGAAGAUGCAGGAUCACCUGUGUCCAUUAAACUGGAGAUGAACGCGGAUCUGCUAGUUAUUGAAAUACUGGUGUCUUUGGGAGCCAUGUUCUGCCUUCUGAUCCUCAUCAGCAUCUUCUGCUAUAGGAAGAGAGAGUGGGUUAAGAAAGCAUUCUAUCCUGAAAUUCCUGGACCUAAAGUACCUGGAGAUUGGUCUUCCCCACAGGGUCCUUUGGAUGUGAAACCUCCCCCUCACAGUCUGGUCCAUAUUGUUGAAAGUCCAGAAGUGGAAUUCAUUAAAGGAGGUCUGGUGCCGGUACCAGAAGAAGAGGAGGACUAUGAGAAUGAAGACGUCGAAGUAGACACAGACUCAGACGAACCGGCACUUCUGAGAUACUACAACCAGGUGAUCGGCGACGGUUCUCACACUUCAGAUACGUCCGGUUCCUCGACUUUCUCCGUAGGUUCAACCCAGACGGAAAUCACCUACACGGGCAUCCAGAGCCCGACGUCUUCAUAUGGGGCGUACGGAGGUGGAGGUUACAAGCCUCAAAUGCAGCCCGCCAUGGAUCCCCAAAUCGGAUUCGAGUCGGACUUCCAAGAGAACUCGAACGUCGGCUAUAAGCCUCAGUGUUCCUGGCAGCUUGACUCACCGGAUGCAGAAAAUUUAAGCGGUUCGCUCGGAAGCCCGACAUCAGUCACAUCAUCGCAGUUCCUUAUUCCUGAGUCUUCCGAGGAGAAACCACAGUCUUCCAACACCUGGUUUCACAGUUUUCUCUCUGGAAGAUCCUGAGAUCUGUGAUUUCACUUUGAUUCGUGAUGUUUUGCCUUAUGAAGACAUUUAAUCCUGUAAUGGAAAUUUCUCACAGACUGGAUCUCAAAGACUAAUCAAAGAGGUGAAGUACUACUGAAGAGCAGAAGGUAUCUUCUCAUGCUCAUUUGGGACAGUAUGAUAUUUCCCUCUAGGGGCGCUGCCGUUUCCAAUCAUACUACAGUGUUGUCACUGUCUUUUUGCAGUGUUAUACAAAAAACCCCACAUCUGUCUUGUACCAAAAAGUCUCUACAGUAUUCACAUUUCUAUUCUUAAAUUUGACAGAUUCGUAGCAUUGAAAUGUAGAAGAUGAGAACGUAGCACGUUUACUUUUUCUGGAGCAUUAAGGGUUGACUUUUGAAAGUUCUUGCGUAGCUUCAAGCUAAAACCCCUUUUUUUAAUCGUAAGCGUGUGUUGAUCUGGUCAAAGUUAAUCUGCUUUUCCAUGAUAAAAACACCAUUUAAGGUGUUUGCAUGACACGUUUGGUGUAAGGUUGUGUGUUUGUAAAUGCACUCAGUGUUACUUGCUAUGUAGCUAUGUAUCUUUUUGAUCGGGAUUCGUAGCUCGUGGUAAGGGCUGGGAUGAAUAAUCGUGCGAUUCUGCUUGCUUUGCUUUUCAAAGAAUUGCAGUGAAAUGCCGCUACAUCCAAAAGCCAGAGGGCGCUCUCGUGCAGAAACUCAAUAUGCGCCGCAGAUGAAGUACCAUUUACAGGCGCAGCUCCAGGAAAUGCAUAUUUAUAUCGCUGUUCUUCAAACCUUUUCAGGUAUUUUCAUGAUAAAAACAAAAUAGAUAUAAAGAUUGUUUUUUCAAAUGCAUGUUAUAAACGAUUGAUGAGGACUUCCUCCUGAUCAAAGAGCCGUAGUACAUGAAAUAGCUGUGCAUAUCGCCUUGUGAUUCAGAAUCGACAGGCAUUUUUUGUGCGAUUCAUCGUCCCAGCCCUUAUCGUAGUUAUCAACUUUUAGAAACAACUGCAAGUUUAUUCUGCGUUUCUUUGUCGCUUCCCUUAUAUUAUUAAAUAAUCACUUUGAUUGCACGACUGUUCCACUCAGCGAUAAACCCCAUCUUUUUGAGACGCUCCCUAUUUUUAUGCAUUUUGGACCGUGGGUUCAAAAUAAGUUUCAAAACGCUGCUGCUUGUAUGCCAUUACCCAUAAUAUACAGCCUGGUUUGUUGUCCGCAUUGCUUUCUAACCACAAGCGAACUCCAGAAUUUAUUUGCAAUCGGGCAGUGACCACCGUAAACAUUGAGCCGAUUGUUUUGGUGCUGAUCCCAGAGCAAUUGCCUUGUUCCCGAACCAAGAAAGAAAACGCAUCAGGUUCCAAAACAAACACUCCUAAAAAAUCUGAUUAUAACAUAUGAAUCGAGGUUUUAGGAUGUUGGACAGUUUUUUAUUCUUUUGUUAUUAGUUUUUAAUGUUGUUUAAGGUCAGUAGCAUUUAAUGCGAGUGGGAUUAUACAUUUUGUUUGUGUAUCACUGUUUGUUUGAGUUUUAUAUGUACAUCUUUUCAUUUCACACGCAAAUCUAUUUCGCAUUAAUCUGGGAUUUACCUCAAUUUUUAUAAAUGCAUAGCAUCCCCCUGGUUGUACAACAGUGACGGCAUAGCGCAUCUAUUCCGUUAUAGUAUUUUGUUAUCUAUAUUUCAAAUGAUGUAUGUGUUAGUCUAGACUAGAGUUUGUUAAUGUCCACCCCUGCUUCUUAUGGAUUGGUCAAACUGUUAAAAUGACCACAGUGUGCCUCAGGAGUUGUCCCUGUUUUGGAUUUUGGAGCCACAGGGUAAAUCUGACCUUACUGACAUCAAAUUUAAGAGAAACCUGCUUUUCCCAGGAGUUCACCAGGUUUAACAUUGACAUAUAAGAGCUUUGUGUGUGAUGUCUGUGUACCUCCAUCACUAAACCUUAGGUAAAGCAGAUACACUGCAUCAGGACAACACCGAGUUCACCGUAAUAUCAAUAUCAUGUUCUCGCUUUUAAUCCCAAAGAAACUAUGCUCUGCCUUACCUUUCUUGUAUUAACUUCCUCUGCUUUUAAAACGACUAUAGUGAAUA